This is a messenger RNA of Xiphophorus couchianus (Monterrey platyfish), 1923 nucleotides long. RefSeq names its product T cell activation inhibitor, mitochondrial (gene tcaim). The transcript has 12 exons. The record is from RefSeq and is a predicted model, not a curated record. Gene Ontology annotation, cellular component: mitochondrion. Lineage: Eukaryota; Metazoa; Chordata; Actinopteri; Cyprinodontiformes; Poeciliidae. The coding region runs from base 182 to 1687 and encodes 501 amino acids.
AAACAUUUGUUCGAGGAGACCUUGGGUUGGUUUUUAGUUUGAUAAGCAUUCUUACUGAUGUAUUUAUGAUCUAUAACAACAGUUAAAAGAUACAGAAAAGGCUGAAGAAAUGAAGGUAUGAUUUGUAGGUGCUGACACUUUCAGGUAUUUGACAGAUGCAGAUAAAACUGAGUCAGGACUCAUGACCUGGUUACAAGUCCAUCUGUGCCCAUCAGUGAUGUCUGUGAGCGCCCUGCUGCGAUGCACCUCUAGGUCACAGAGGCAGCAGGCGAUGGCUUUUCUAGUCCAGCAGAGAGCUCUGUCAGCUGCAGAGGCUGUCAACGCUCUCAGACCAUUUUAUUUUGCUGUUCAUCCAGACUUCUUUGGUCAAUUCCCCAGAGAACGGGAAGUGAAUGAAAAUUCUUUAAAGCAAUUAAAUGGCUACAUGGAAAAUUUACAGAAGCCUGACUUAAAGUUAGUUCGGCCAAUAAAGCUCACCUUUUAUAUCAGGGACACUAAGGAGAGCAGUGAGAAGCAGCCAGGCUUUGUCUCUUCAGGUUUCCGGUCUGUGAGUUUCAUUCUACACACAAAUGAUAUUUUGAGUACCGUGAUGAACGUGCUGACAUCCUGCAGCUUGCCUGUGGAGCACAUAGAGAGACAUGAAAAAAGCUUUGGGACAUGGAAAACUGGGCCUGAUGGAGGAGAAUCUUUUCAUAGACCCAUAAAAUGGGAUAAAAGCUACUAUACCUUCACUGGGUUCAGAGAUCCUGAGCAGGAGCUGCAGCAGACCAAGAGAAUGGAACCUACACUCCAUGGUUGGCUGAGAAACAGCGAACCUGAGGCAACAAAGAAACACAAUGCUAGUCUUCCACGGAGAGAAGAGCUGAGCAGACUGAAGAAGGAACUGUGUGAAAAGUUUCUUUUGGCAGAUAUCAGGUGGCAGCGCAGCUGGGGAGUGGCUCAUAAGUGCUCUCAGCUUCAGAGUCUGACCCGACUGUCUCACCAGAACCCAGAGGACCUGAUCAAUCUACAAGGCCAUACUGUUGUGUUCGCUGACCAGUCGGACAUGAAUGCUUCUGGAGACGUCAUGCUGGGAACCAUGGAUGUUCACCAUCAGUGGACCAAAUUAUUCCAGCAGCUGCCCAGCUAUCGGAGUCUCCAGCAGCAAACAGACUGGUUGAAGGAAAGAAUCAGUUGCCUUCUGGGUGGAUCCCAAGUAAUCCACCUGGGACCAGUCCAGCCUAUCGCUGAGCACUACAGCACGCUAAAUGCUUUUCACAAGAGCCUGAUGUCCCGACGCCUGCACCUGCAUCCCAGGAGCCUGCAUGGCCUUACCAUGGUGCUGGACAAUGAUCGCUCUACACCUAGUCUCCAUGAGAUGGGGCACUUCAUUAUCCCCAUCAACUGUGACCCUCUCAAGCUCCAGCUGUUCCUCCAGAGCCAGGCCCCUGAGGCCAGAAGUCGCACCCAGCAAAGACAUCAGUUGCAGGUGGAAGAGGAGGCAGUGGUGCAGCUCUGUGUCCAGAGGCUGUCUCUGAGGGGCCUCUCCAAGGAGCCCAGCUUGAGCUCCAGUCACAUGAUUCUCUGCUGCAGGAGGCUCAUAGAGCAGCACCCCCCACUGCUGCAGGGGCUGCAUGUCUGUGUCUCCCACUUUUACUCUGUCAUGCAGGAUGGUGACCUAUGUGUCCCCUGGGACUGGAAGAGCUGACCUUUUAAUUCAUUCCUAGACAUCAUAAUAUGUGCCUGUGAUUUUUAAGGAAAGCGAUGUCUGACCCAUAAGAAGAAUAAAACACCCACAAAGGAAGAAAUUCAUUGGCUUCAUCUAUUUAUGAGUGGGAUUCAGGUUGGCACUGGCUGAUAAAAGUGUCAGAAAAACAGUGAGUAAAACUGACAAUAUUAUGACAAAUAAAUGCAAAUCAUCCUAUGAAACACUAAGCAUGUCAA